GAUAUUGGCCAAAAGACUAUAUGGAAAAAAACGUGUGCAUACAUGCACUAUUGUUUACCAACUUUACAAGCCUCGCCUACUCUCUCUUAGAUUAACCACAGAAUUAGUAGUAAAAGAUUGCAGUAAUUUCUACUUUUGGAAUCUCAUAUCAAGAAAACCACUUAUGGAUUACCAGGGAACUAAAAGGGACAUUCAUGUUCCCCACAAUAGGUCUUACAACCAGUAUAUAAAGCCUCACAACACAAGCAACCAAACUCACCAUCUUCACCAGCAACCUGUUUUAAAACUAGUAAUCUAGCAGCAACAAAUUUUGUUCAUAACUCUUCAUAUAAGAGUUACAUAUCAAACAGGGAAAAUGAGCUGGUCAGGAGGAGAUUGGAUGUGUGGUGCUUGCCAACACAUAAAUUUCAAGAAGAGGGAGGCAUGCCAAAAUUGUGGAUAUCCCAAGUUUGGAGGCCCUGACCCUUCAACUUAUAGAUAUCACAGGACGGAAGCAUUGGCCGGAGACUGGUUUUGCACCGGUAUGAACUGUGGAGCUCACAACUAUGCCAGCCGAUCAAACUGCUAUAGAUGUGGUGCAUUCAAAGAUGAUUAUUCUUCUGGAUAUGGAGGGAACAUGGCAGGCUCUGUAGGCUAUGGAUCUGACUGCAGUUUCAUCGCUGAGAUAGUUAAUAAAGACCAUGCAAACAAGAAUCGAAAAUUCUUAGAUGAUUUUUUCUUUUUACCAAGGUACAGUAUCUCAUCUUUAUUUUCUUUAUCCUAUUGCAACAGAAUUGGCUGUGGAGUGCAUAAUUAUGCUAGCAGGACAGAAUGCUUUAAGUGCAAAAUGCCAAGGAAUUUUGGUGGUGCAGACUAA
This is a messenger RNA of Arachis ipaensis, 856 nucleotides long. The record is from RefSeq and is a predicted model, not a curated record. NCBI's taxonomy places the organism in Eukaryota, Viridiplantae, Streptophyta, Magnoliopsida, Fabales, Fabaceae.